Molecule: messenger RNA, 2907 nt
Organism: Necator americanus (New World hookworm)
Lineage: Eukaryota; Metazoa; Nematoda; Chromadorea; Rhabditida; Ancylostomatidae
Exons: 9
Coding region: 1-2907 (968 amino acids)
Source: RefSeq, a predicted model, not a curated record
AUGGAACUAGUUAUCACGCAAAACGCCCGAAACGCUUUCGGUGGUACGCCGACAAAUGAGGAACUAUCGAAGUUUCCCGUUGUCUUCAUGCUCAUUGAAACACUGACAACUCCGGGUGAUAAAGCCUCGCUAAAGCGUCUAACGAGGGAUAUCUCGUAUGCCGAGACAUCGUCGGCGAGAGCGGUUAGACUCUGUUCCGAAGACACCGCAAAGACUCUCUCAAGGCCACAAAAUUGGGAGGUAGCAUUCAAAAAUGCGGUAGACGUAGUGGUGGUUAGCAGGAACACCAGCGCGACGAAUCUUAAUGCAUGUUUGACGCAUUUCAAGAGCGUAACAUUAGGCCAAGCAUGGUGGGAGUCGAAGUGGGCGAUGUCAAUUUCUUUAUGUAUGCCGCCGACAGAGGAUGAAUCGUACACGAAAACAUUCGAUGAGCAGUCAGGCUACGUUUCCGCAUCUGUUCAAAUUUAUCACCCUCUGACCGAACAACAAGCGCAAGGGGGAUCUGCUGUGCGCGACUUGGGUUUUGAUGAGCCUAUAGAUGUUGACGAUGUGAGAGGAGAGCCUGCAGCUGGGGGAGCCGGGCCAGAAGGAAGUGUAGAAGGACAGGCUGGAGAGACACGCGGAAUAGCAGUGGGCCGCAGAAGAGGAGGGACCACAGAACCUCCAGAAGACAUCGGCGAAGAGGAUAAAGAAGCGCCCAUUGCUGCAUCUGUAGAAUUUUCGACGUUCUCUUAUGAGGAGAAAAACCAGAUGAUGGAGAUGCUACGAUUUUUUUAUCGGCAAGCGUUCAGCUCUGAGAGACAGCAGCAUAGGAAGGCUCGUGAAAAUGCCAAGCAAGCGAUGGUGGUUUACGAAAGCACAAGAAGAAAGAAUUUUAUUCAAAACGAUCUGGACCUACUGCUGACCUCAGCGAACUUCCGUACAUCCAAAGAACAAGAUAACGUGAGGAAGCUAACAAACGAAAAAUUUCAAUACUUCAGACCUAUUUUCACUGGUGAAUGGAUUCAUGGCAAGUGGAUGGUGAAAAUCCGAUGCGAACGUCGUUAUGAAGCGCUUAGAGGAAGAGAGCAGCCUGAAUCUUCAAUGUCUGCAAUAUCGCAGCGAGAGGUACACCAACAAGCUGUGGCAGCUUGCGAUGCAAAGAAUAAUGACCGAGUUAACAGGUAUCUGGACGCCGUCGAUAGAGCUCCCAAUGAUCCUAACACUGCAAUCGGCUGCCUGUUUUUCUUAGCGUACACUGCUGCCAAAAUGUAUUUGCCGCCGUAUCAGUUUCCAACGUUGUGCCAAGCUGUCUCGAAGAUGGGUGUAGCAAUCGGUAAAAAGCACCGCACAAGGGAUGGAUUCGUAAAGAUGACCAUGGUUGAUCAGCAAGCUGAUGAAGAAGAAGAAGCUUGUACAGUAUCUGUAACAGAAUCAGUCUCCGUUUUCUUUGCGGAUUUUUUGGAAGCACUUGAGAUCACUGGAGCGGAAACAGGAAGAAAUAUUUUUGAAGCUAUUUACGCUCACUUGGUGGAUGUAAACCUGGUGAACGAAUACACGUGGAACUUGGUAGCGGUGGCCACAGACGGAGCGUCGAACAUGAUAGACGAAAGAGGUCUAGAAGGCUUACUCAAUGCGAAUGUUUCGCAAUCUCGAAGAGAUACCCUUUUGGAGAGAGAUGCAACACCAAAUGAGCUGAAUGCUGUCCCAACUAAGCCCGUCAUCUGGAUACAUUGUGUGGCUCACAAAAUCGAACUAGUUCUAUCAGAUGCUUUCGCUCAUACAGAGGAAGAUUUCAGCGCUUGGAGAAUGUUUGUAACUAGGUACCUCAAUAGAUUGCGCGUCUUCUUCGCCGCACCCAGACGUCAGAGAGUUCUUUCCGAGACAGGCCGCACAAUAGCAGCCGGUUUCCUGAAACUCAAAAGAGUUAUCCAAAUACGAUGGACAUCUUCAGAGCACGGAGCGUUCUUCAUCUACCGUUUAAGCCCACUGAAAAUGUCAACUAAUGGGUGCUCUAUUUCAGAGGCGAUACUAAGUUUUCUGAGGAUGUACAAGCAUGUUUGGGUUGCGCUAGAGGGGAUAUCUCAAGCUCGAGAUUCAUUUGACAUUCAUGAGCGACGAAAAGCGAUUGCAUUUCUCUCCGUCCUGAUGUCACUGAAGUUCUACAGAUAUUUGAGUGAGUCUACGACGAUAUGGAAAGCUCAAAGUGAUGUAGACGAAGUAGUUUCUCAGCUGUUUGAGAUGGCGGAAACACCUCAUAAGGACAAAAGGACAGCAGGAUUCUUGUCAUCUAUCCUCUGCAAGCGUGCUAUUGAUUUUGGUGAGGUAUGGCGUAUGGAUGAUAAUACUUCUCCAUCGUGCAAUAGAUGGUUUUGGGUAGGAUGGGAAUAUGGAGGGGAACUAGCGGAACACAUACAUUACAAGAUACGAGACGAAGCCCACACACUGGAAUUCACUCACAAAGUUCCACAAGGUGUACACAUGCGUCGACCGCUCAGAGAAUUACGUGGAGGAGCUGUCUCAAAAGCUGCUCUGCUUCCUGCAGCCGUAAGACUUGACAUUGACAAGGCAAAAGUUCGGAUGAAAUACUUUCUUCCGGUACUCCGUACUUACAUGACUGACACUGCAGAAGUUGAGAGAGGCUGUUCUAUAUACUCAGUAAUACGUGAGCCACAACGAAAUGUCACCGCUGUUCCGCACUUGAGCAACUAUCUGAGAAUCGCCAUCAAUGAUCCCGAUAACUUGUCUCCCUACGAGUUUCUGAAUUUUCCAAUGGAGUGGGUCGCUGAGGGACAUCAAUUAUCCGACCAACCCGGCGCUACAAGCACCUGGAAAGAAUUCUCUGGAACGCAUUCGAGAGGAGGAGAAGUACCAGUCUAUUUCCAAUCCAGACCAGUUUCAUGCUCAGCUCUAUUUUUCCCUUUCUGA